Plasmopara halstedii is the source of this 3612-nucleotide messenger RNA. RefSeq names its product diaminopimelate decarboxylase. Gene Ontology annotation, molecular function: diaminopimelate decarboxylase activity. The record is from RefSeq and is a predicted model, not a curated record. NCBI's taxonomy places the organism in Eukaryota, Oomycota, Peronosporomycetes, Peronosporales, Peronosporaceae. The coding region runs from base 1 to 3612 and encodes 1203 amino acids. The transcript is spliced from 2 exons.
AUGAGUCAGAAGGACCUCGAGACCGCGCACAUAAAGUCAUCUGGAACUAAAAGCAAGAUACUAAAAGCCUCUGUAGAACCACAGCGCAUCGAACAACAAGCUGAAGAUCUGCGCGAUCACAUGACGGCCACGCGUCCAGAGCUUUUGCCGCUAUUAAGAUUUUUGCCAAUAUCAACGCGGAUUUGGAACCUGCAGAUGCCCUCCGAAGCCGUGGCACUAAGUGCACUGCUACAGGAUCGAUUGCUGUGUCUACCCGAGCUCAACCGUAACUCACCGUGCUACAGCGCACGUGACAUGGUACUGCUGUAUACAAAGAUCAAGUACCUGGAAACUUUUUCCCAAGCUGAGUUGGCCGAUUACACCAAUGCCGCCGCCAAUACCGCUUCGUUACUUGAGAUAGCGGCCACGGUGCGAAAACGGCAGGAAGAAGUACGUCUUGUGAGUCAAUUAGCUUGUGUAGAAAAUAAUAACGAACUUUUUUCGAGACUUGCCAUGCUACUGCACAUUUCGUGCCAUGGUGACUCUUGGAAUGAAAUCGUCAAGUUUGCAGGCAACGCACUCCCGUUUGCAGAACAGACAGAGUCACUGCUAAUGCAUGGAUCCGAUGACAGAUCCACAUUGUGUCCGUUGACCAAGACUAACAAGUACAAUGCGUCUACAAUUCCCUUUGCCACAGACGUAGCGCGUGGAAGCUGCACUUGUUCAAGUGUAACGCUGGAAGCCUUUGAACUGUGCGAAAAGAUGCGUCAGGAGCUUUUACUAAACUCAUUUUCCAUCAACCCGAACGCCAAAAGCUCCAAUGCGCUCUUUGACACUAAGAUGUGUGAAGUGCGAUCGCGCGUGGCUGCUUGUCUUGAUGUCUCGAACUUGGUACGCAAUAAUCAAAUGAGAAUUCUACUGUCGCCAUCGGGAACAGAUGCAGAACUGUUGGCGACAGUGGCAGGACUUGCAAGAUUUUUUUCAGGACUGGGGGAAGAAGAAAAUUUACCUGGAGGCGUAGGACCAGAGCAGUGCAGAGUGACAAGUAUUAUCACAGCAGGUGGCGAGAUUGGCCGCGGCUCAAUCGAUGCGUCUAAUGGUAAACAUUUCAGCCAUUUGACGCCAAGUGGAAAAAGUGGUGCGAUUGGGCAAGCAUUAAACAAUUUCCCAAUCAAUCUUGUAAAUGUCGUGAGCAUGCCGGCUCGAAACGACGGAGGUGACAUCAACAGCAUCGAUACCGACGUCCGGGAAUUAAUACAGGAGCGACUCGAUUGUGGUGGAGGCGUAGUUUUACUGCAUGUUGUCGUCGGAACAAAGACGGGGUUCUCUUGUCCUUCAAUGCCCUUAGUAGACGCUCUUGCCACUCAAUAUCCCAAUCGACUGCUAGUAGUUGUGGAUGCCUGUCAGAUGCGCGUUCAUCGAUUGUUGUACCCUGAAUGGCUUGCAAAGGGUUACAUAGUGCUGGCUACAGGCUCGAAGUUCUUUGGUGGCUCUCCUUUUUGCGGUGCUGUGCUCAUGCCUAUGCGUUGCGUUCGAGAAAUGGAAGCAGUCGCAUCUGGACGCCAUUCGGAAGUGGCGAUCCCGGAUGGUUUGAAGAGUUAUUUUUCAAGGCAUGAAGUGCCCGAGGAUAUGCACAAUUUCCGUGAAAGGCUAGGAAGAAAAAUGAAUGUCGGACUACUUCUUCGAUGGGAGACUGCGCUGUUCAACAUGGAACCUUUUUGUCGUAUCCCCCCUGAAGACGUCGUAGCUAUUUGUGAGUUGUACAUGAAUACUUGUAGAACGAAGGUACAAUCGUCUUGGAAAAGCAUGGUUGAGCUGCUCGCCGUACCAGCAUCAACUGAAGUCAGCCGUGGAGAUAUAUUGGCACCAAUAGAUUCUAUUCUAUCAUUUAAAGUACGCGAUAAAGAUGGCACAUUCCUCAACAUGGCGGCUCUCAAGACACUACACACGCUGCUCUCCAGGGAUUUGUCAGACGUCUUGCCGAAUGAUGUCAUGGCAAAAAAGCGUUGUUUGCUAGGUCAGCCAGUAUUGCUUGGCAAAAAUGGGGCUGUCAUUCGAAUUGCGAUGGGAGCGGACAUGGUGAACCAAGUUUAUGCUCGCGGUAAGGGCGAAGGCAGUUUUCAUGGUGCCAUAGCCUCUCUGUCUCAAGAUGACGAAGCUAUUAUGAGCAAAAUUGCGCUUAUUCUGCGCCACUGGGAGGUGUUAAAUCACACCUACUUUAAUAAGCGCGUUGAGACGGCUUUAUUGGAGCCGUUGAAGCCACUAAGCAAUUUAAACUUCAGCGUCAAAGAUUCUGCGGUCGCACGAGUGGUGCAGUAUCUGGUUAAAAAUCGUAUACUGGCGCACGGAAUGACUUCGGAAGACGAGACUAAGCUUGCUGUCAUUUACGACUUGGAAGCCGUCGAUAUGGCAUUUCAGACACUUCUAUGCUCUUUUCCAGUGCAUUUUGAACACCGCUUUGCAAUGAAAUCGUGUCCCCUAUCAUUUUUUAUUAAAAUGGCGAUCAAAAACAAUAUUGGGCUCGAGUGUGCAUCAAUUGUCGAAGUGAAACACGCAUUGCGAUUAGGUUGUCCACCUCAUCGUAUUGUAUUUGACAGUCCGUGCAAAACCCGUCGCGAUCUGUUAUUUGCCUUAAACGCCGGUGUGGAAGUCAAUGCUGACAAUUUUGAUGAGCUCGAAAUCAUACGCGAACAUGCUGAUGCAAUCUUCCAGUCCAGCUUUCCUGAAUGCACUCCACGCAAUGCAGGACAUUUGCCUCGAAUUGGGCUGCGCGUCAAUCCGCUGCUUGGAGCAGGAAACAACGCCUGCCUCAGUGUUUCGACAGUACACUCCAAGUUUGGUGUGCCACUCACAAAGAAAAACCGCGCUAAGAUUAUCGCCUUUUACUGUGCAAACCCGUGGAUGACAGGCUUGCACGCUCACGUUGGAUCCCAAGGGUGCUCACUCGAGAUGCUAUCGCAGAGUGCCGUUAUGCUAAAUGAGCUGGCGAAUGAGAUUGACGCAGCUGCUGGGACUAGUAAAGUAGAAGCAUUAAAUAUCGGUGGCGGCUUGCCGGCCAACUUUGAUAACGAGAACGUGACUCCAACGUUCGCCGACUAUGUGGCAAUUCUUCGUCGUAAGGCACCGCAAUUGUUUAAGCACACCAGUCGCACAAUUCUAACCGAGUUUGGAAGCAGCGUCAGCUCGAAGACAGGGUGGGUCGUCAGCGAAGUUGAAUAUGUCAAAGAACAUUCUUACGUGGACAACAACGACCUCAUCCAAACUGCUAUCAUUCAUGCGGGAUCGGAUCUCUUUCUACGUGCAUGCUACCGACCCGAGAUCUUUGCCCAUCGGAUGUCUGUUUUUGACUCUAGUGGCGUAGCCUCUACGGCCCCAAUAUCUCUUCAGAAUGUUGCAGGACCCUUGUGUUUUGGUGGUGAUAUCGCUGGUCGGCGGAUGAAAUUGCCUACCAUUUCGCGCGGCGAUUUCGUCGUGAUCCACGAUACUGGAGCUAACACAAUGUCGAUGUUUAGCCGCCACUGCAGCCGUCCUGCGCCAGCUGUCUUCGGCUACCGCGAAAGCGGUAAAGAGAUUUCUCUGCAGCUACUUAAGCCAGCAGAAACUGCUGAGGAAGUUCUAAGCUUCUGGGAAUAG